AUGAAAUUAGAAGCAAGAGUAGAAGAAAAAGAUAACAUAAUAGAGAAUUUAGAAGAAAGAGUAGACAUGGAAGUUGAAAUGAACUUGAAAGCACUAGACAAGUCCAAAGAAUAUCAUGAUAGAAAUCUUUUCUUAUUAGGAAUGUCAAAGGACACUAUUAUAACCAAUUUGAAAUUAAAAAUUCAAGAUUAA
Molecule: messenger RNA, 192 nt
Organism: Entrophospora sp. SA101
Lineage: Eukaryota; Fungi; Glomeromycota; Glomeromycetes; Entrophosporales; Entrophosporaceae
Source: the annotation of a GenBank genome assembly